Messenger RNA from Dicentrarchus labrax (European seabass), 5895 nucleotides. It is a transcript of the gene usp10, whose product is annotated as ubiquitin specific peptidase 10. NCBI's taxonomy places the organism in Eukaryota, Metazoa, Chordata, Actinopteri, Moronidae. Gene Ontology annotation, biological process: regulation of autophagy; protein deubiquitination; DNA damage response, signal transduction by p53 class mediator. Bases 263 to 2911 code for a protein of 882 amino acids. The transcript has 15 exons. Gene Ontology annotation, cellular component: cytosol; nucleus. Gene Ontology annotation, molecular function: cysteine-type endopeptidase activity; cysteine-type deubiquitinase activity. The record is from RefSeq and is a predicted model, not a curated record.
CGCUGCCGCUACAACCGACCGCGCGCUGGCUCGGCUAGCAAGCGAGGAAGAGGCUAGACAGAAAUGGCGCUGACGGCGAGGCGAACAGCAUGAAGUGCUGAUGCAUUACAUGGAUCAAAACUUACGAUUGCCAGGACAGCGUUGGAAAAAUGACAAUGACGUCGAAGUAGGACACCGUUUGUAACUGUCAUUACAAACCUACAACACCUUCCCGGGGGAGUUUUCAUCUUGUCAGCGGAGGAGAGAAAAUCUCACCGGGAGCAUGGCUUCUUACAGCAACCAGUACAUCUUCGGGGAAUUCAGCCCUGAUGAGAUCAAUCAGUUUUUUGUGACUCCACGAUGUUAUGUCGAGCUUCCUCCGUUCAAUGACAAAGUACCAUGCGUCACUCAGUCUUCUGGAAGUUACUGCACUCCUGCUGUACCUUAUAUUAUGGAGUCUAUGGGACUGCAGGUUUGCGCAGAAGACUAUCAGCGCAUUGAGUUUGGCGUUGACGAGGUGAUGGAUUCCAAGCCUAUUGGGGUGAAUGAUCCUUUAUACAAGGUGUCGAGCACCCUCAACCCCCAGGCUCCAGAGUUCAUCCUGGGCUGCCAGUCGACCCAGAAGGCCCAACAGACAGCUCCUCCAGCAGCUGAUGUGCCUGAUGGAGCCCACUUCAACUCGCUGGAUGGCCCUGACUCGGAGGCCUCAGCUCUGGACAAUCACCAGGCCUGCCAGGACAUCGAUGGACUCCCUGGCAGCCUGGGACAGCGAGAGAGAAAGAAAAAGAAAAAGCGACCGCCUGGGUAUUACAACUACCUGGACCCAUCAACUGGCAGCAGCAACAACAGCAGCAGUGCAGCAGAUGGGACGCCUGUGACAGCACUGGUGAACGGACAUGCACUCGGUGGCCCACACCACAGUGCUGAAGAUGUGGACGGUAAGGCGUUGUCAGGGGCUGAACUUUCGACCCCUGGGUCUGUCUCGGCGGCAACAUCAACAGCUGCUGUGGCAGCAGCCAAGUUUGUCCCUACAUCCACUGCCAAUCAGAGGACUUGUGAUAGCCCUGAUGACUCUUCUUUGGAAUUAACAAGUGGAGCUGCCUCUUUAUCAGAUGGCAACAAUGCAACUUCCUCCUCUUCAUCCUCCUCUCAAAGCAGAGGGAUGACAGAGGGACCGAGGACUGCAGAUCAGCAGCCAGAUAAUUUUGCUCCACAGAGCCCCGAACUUUCAGAUACUCCACACAGCCCCCGCUCCAAAUCACCUUCUCCACGUCCUUCAGCUGCUGCGGCCGUCUUCUGUGUCGCCACUUCCAUUGUGACUACUGAACUGGAAGGAAGGGAGCUGGCAGACAGUGGGGUGGCCAAUGGGCUAGCAGAGCCUGAUACUCCCGUCAGCACAGAUGGACAAAAAGAAGACUGUGAGAGUGGGGAGCAGGCUCAGCAGGUCUCCCCUGACUCUGCUGCCCAACUGGUAGUGACAGAGCAGGCCCAUUCACCUGCGAUUCCAGCUGCCCCUUCUGCCAACCUCCCCAAAUCUUGGGCUAGCCUCUUCCACAACUCUAAGCCUCUGCCUGGGGGCCCUCAGGCCUUUGUGGAGGUAAAGAAUGUUGUGGAAGUUGUGUCUCCCUCCCUCGCUACGCCAGAGCAGCCUGAGAAAGUUGGGGAGGUCAGAGAUGGCCCUGUCCACGUAUCAGAGGAUCCUAUGGCCCCUAAACUUGCAGAACUUAUUGAGAAUGUGAAGUUGAUACAUAAACCAGUGUCUUUGCAGCCGAGAGGACUGAUCAACAAGGGAAACUGGUGCUAUAUCAACGCUACCCUACAGGCCCUGAUCGCAUGCCCUCCCAUGUAUCACCUGAUGAAGUCCAUUCCUCUGCAUAACGAAACGCAGAGACCAUGUACCUCCACACCCAUGAUGGACAACUUUGUAAGACUGGUAAAUGAGUUCAACAACAUGCCUGUGCCAUCCAAAGCCAAACAGCAAGCUGUUGGUGAUAAGGUCAUGAAAGACAUUCGGCCCGGUGUACCUUUUGAACCAAACUACAUUUAUAGACUCCUCACUCUCAUCAAGUCAAGUCUCUCUGAGAAGGGUCGACAAGAGGAUGCGGAGGAGUAUCUUGGCUUCACUCUUAAUGGAUUGCAUGAGGAGAUGCUAGCAUUGAAAAAACUAAUCUCGCCUCAGGAAGAGAAAGCUCCCACGCCCAACGGGCCAGAGUCCCAGCCAGGUGUGGAGGAAGAUGUUGCCGAUAAGGAGGAAGAAGGUAGUGAGGACGAGUGGGAGCAAGUUGGCCCCAGAAACAAGACUUCCAUCACUCGCCAAGCUGACUUUGUCCGCACACCCAUCACUGAUAUAUUUGGUGGCCACAUAAGAUCGGUUGUCUAUCAACAAAACUCUAAAGAGUCAGCAACUCUGCAGCCUUUUUUUACCCUGCAACUGGACAUCCAGUCAGAGAAGAUCCGCACUGUCCAGGAGGCUCUAGAAACCUUGGUGGCACGAGAGUCAGUCCAGGGCUACACUUCUAAAACCAAGCAGGAGAUUGAGAUCAGUCGGAGGGUGACUCUGGAAGAGCUGCCCCCUGUGCUCGUGCUCCAUCUCAAGAGAUUUGUUUUUGAAAAGACUGGAGGCUGCCAGAAACUGACCAAGAACAUUGAAUACCCCGUUGACCUGGAAAUCAGUAAAGAUCUCUUGUCCUCUGGAGUGCGGAGCAAAGUUGUGAAAGGCCAAAGAACUUACAGGCUCUUUGCGGUUGUCUAUCACCAUGGGAACAGUGCGACAGGCGGUCACUACACCACGGAUGUCUUCCACAUUGGUCUUAACGGCUGGCUGCGCAUUGAUGACCAGACAGUGAAGGUCAUCAACCAGUACCAGGUGGUGAAGCAGACUGCAGAGCGCACCGCCUACCUGCUGUACUACCGCCGCGUCGACCUGCUGUAGACACACGCGCGCAAACACACACACCAACACAUGCGCACACACACACACACACACACACACACACACACAUGCGCACACACCAACACACACGCAGGAAUACACAGAUCUAUUCACAAACGCACAUAAAAACAUACAUGCUCAAAAUGCACUUGUUGACAUUACAGUACAUCUACACGUGACACAAACACACACCAAACUAAUGAACAGGAACACUGCCCAACUUGUUCUCUUGCAAGAUUUUCCUCUUCUUCCCUCCUGUCCCCGCUUUCCUGAAAACCAGCUUUUCCAACACCUUUUUCCUUGUCUCUUUUUUCUUUUUGGAAGAAGAGAAACAAGCUGCAUUCACAAAGAUUUCCCUGUGACUGCUCUCUCUUCUCUGUGCACCACUGCUGUGUUUUUUUUUUUUUUUGUUGUCCUUUUUUGUUUUACUUUUAAAGCAACAAGGAAGGACUGUUGAAUAGACGGAGGUGGGGGUUGGGGUUACAGGUCAGGACCUGAGACUCACCUCUGGCUGAGCCCACAGCUCCGCACAGAUAGCAAACCGUGGACUCGCGAGCGCACACACACACAAAGGAAGAACUAUCUACCACAGGCUGCAAGUGGACUGCUGGGGUUAUUUCUCUUGUUUGAAUAACCUUUUUAAGGAAAUGACCCAGAAAUAUCAGUGUUUGCCUUUUAGUAAAGGAGAACUGUUGACCUAAUGAAUUUGCAGCAGUUUAAAAGCCUAUUUGAAUUUGUCCUAGUGCAUUGAAAAGGCCCAGCACCAGCAUUAUCAUGAGUCUCUCCUCCCAAGGCCAGAUCGUCCUCUUCUCUGCCACCGACACCAACAACUCCUCCUCCUCCAUUUCCUCACUUUUACGAUGCUUUUAAAUCUAGGUACAACUUGAGCCAUCAAAAACAGGGAAAAUAAGAUAGGUGGUACAUUGAAUGGGAACUGAACAGCUUCCUUGUUUGAGAGAUCCUUGUUACGGUAUCUGGGUUUAGAUUUAGAGAGACUAUCUAAAAAAAAAAAAAUAUUAAUGCGCUUUAGAAUUUAAUAACAAAUAAGCUUCUGUGCACAAGGUAUAAACUGAUUGAUGAUUACAAUAUGACAGGCAAAUGCAUAUUUUGCAAAUAUUUAGAUUAAAAUGUAAAAAAAAAAACUAAAAAUAUAAAAAUCUAGCUGACUGAAAACUCGUUUGGGUCCUAAAGGACUGCGCUAGUUUUUAAACUCAGUUCUUGCACUGGAGAGAUGGCAACCAAUCAAGACAGAUUCCACUGCAAAACCUGCCCUUGUUUACUUUGUACAUUUCCUUCGUACAUUUCCUUCUCUAUCCAUUCAUUUUUUUUUUUUGUCUUUUACUUGUCGAAAGGUUCCACCUGUGUAUAGGUGGCUUAUCUGUGUAGUUUUGAGCCACACCACCCCUCUUACCCCCCAACUCAGCAGAAAGUGGGGGCUGCCUUAGGUUCAAUGUGUGAUGUUUUUCCACUCAGUGUACGAGUCUAACCCUAAUCAGGCACCAACAGCAAGUCUAAUGUCUGUGAAGAGUUAGGGGAAUGUACCUGACACCUAUGUAUUUACUCUUUUGUGGCUCAGAAUUUCCUCCUAGUCGAGGAAGUCUGAGUGUUGAGGGGAAGUGGGACUACAUCUGUGCUAAGGUCUGCAUAAAGACCCCGGACAUGUGCACAAAAGGAGAUAGUGUUUGCUUUUUUGUUGAAGAUAUUGAUUUUUGGAUCAUUCAUUGAUUGUGAUGAUUUUUGUUUGAGUUACUAAACGAUCUUAGUUUUUUUCUCUUUUUUUUUUCUUUUUGUCAUUGAUCAUUUAUUGGAUGUCCCCAUGCUCUCGCUCCCUUCAAAAAAAUAUGCUUGCAUUUGAAUUGGUGUUUGAAAAGAAAUUACACAGGCUAAAGCACAACAUUGAAUAAAAUUGAACUAGUUCUUUGCUUGAUAUUUAUUUCCAUUUUGUCAUUUUCUCUUUUUAUAAUUUUUUUUUUUUUUUUUUUGCUCGACCCAUUUCAUUCCAACCGCCAGUGUCAGAAUCUCAGUAUUAACACUUCACAAAAUGUAAUCAGCUCAAGUAUUUGUACGUGAUUUAGGCUUGUGUACUUUUAUCCACAAAAGUCCUCCUUUUUGUCUCAGACUUCACUUUCUCACACAUAGUUGUCCAUCAGUUAAAACGAGGUACACAGGCGAGAAGGUGAUCGUCCCACGUUUUCCUGCUUCAGAUCAAGGAGAUGGUGCAGUGUAUUUUAAUAGCUGUGCAAGCAUUUAACAAGUACCAUACGGUACUUGAUUGUGAGUUCACAAAGACUGAUUAAGUUUAGUCAUUCAAAUUUGAAAUUCAGUUUAAGUCAGAUUUUUACCCAAAUUACACAAUUUCACAUUAGAUUUAAAUAAUUUUUACCUUCUAUGUGAUAUAACAUCAUUAUGUGGUGCACAGUCUCAAUUGAAUUUUUCUUGUCGGUUUCAAAGUGAGAAACCUUUCCCAGAUAAACCAAAGGAUGACAUUAUAUAGGCCCCUACUGCCUUUCCUUCAGUAUUCAAACUUUACUUUGCCUUCUCCAUCCAAUGUCUUGUAGCCAUGUCUCGUCACAGUCCACGACUCAUUCCACGCAGGAAUCUGAGGCAUGCUGUUUUAUCUUCAUCAUAACUUUAAUGAUAGUUCAGUUGUGCUGCUGGCUUUGUAGUCAUUUCUGCACAAAUUGUGACAUUUGUUGCAUAUUUUCUUUCCCCUUUUUGAGGAAUGUUUGAGAGUUGGGACUUUUGAACGGACACCUUGAGCUUUCUGUUGUAUAGUUUUAUCGCAGUCUCUCAUGGCUGGUCAGGAAAUGUGCUGGUGAAAUGCUUCAAUAAUGUCUCUCUUUUCAGUAUGUGCUCCUAACACUAUUGUCUGCUGGGAAUUGUUGGGAUAUUGACCUAAAAGCAAAAUCUAUACUGUCUUUUAAUUUUAAGCCUCCAGCAUUCUAUUUUGUUAAUUGUUCAAAUAAAGGAUUGUGCAAAAAGCA